AUGCAACCAUCUAGAAUUUAUACCAGUCUCUUUCGGCCAACUGUUCGCCGUGUAACCAAAGCAGAAAUUAAUGGUGUUGGCAAUUCAAAUCAACCGAAUAAAUCCUUGGUGUCAUUACACCGAACAAGUAAUCAAACAUUAAUACCUGAUCAGAAUCCGAUAAGAAAAUUAUCGAAUAAUAUCCAACAAAGUCAGAAUAAUUCAUUGAUUCCGAAUUGUAAAAUAAGUCGAACAAGCAGAAUAUUGAGCCGGGCGAAUCACCGGAUUUCACCAGAUCCUGCAUCUCACAAUGGUAUACCUUCACUCAGUGCAACUAAGUUUUCAUUUACCAGUGAGCCAGGCUCGGACACUCGCGAUGACAAAAAAUCAGAAAAAAAGAAGCGCAGGCGGUAA
This is a messenger RNA of Rotaria socialis, 393 nucleotides long. The record is from the annotation of a GenBank genome assembly. Lineage: Eukaryota; Metazoa; Rotifera; Eurotatoria; Philodinida; Philodinidae.